Molecule: messenger RNA, 2448 nt
Organism: Penicilliopsis zonata CBS 506.65
Lineage: Eukaryota; Fungi; Ascomycota; Eurotiomycetes; Eurotiales; Aspergillaceae
Exons: 1
Coding region: 1-2448 (815 amino acids)
Cellular component (GO): nucleus
Molecular function (GO): nucleic acid binding; ATP binding; RNA helicase activity
Source: RefSeq, a predicted model, not a curated record
AUGGCAGAUUCGUCCGCCUCGCCGAAGAGUAGCAAAAAGUCGCACAAGAGGAAGAGAGAGCUCGAUGGUUCUGCUGUCACGGCUGCGACACCAACACCGACCAAGAAGCAAAAGCAACACAAGACCUCGAGCGAAGAUAAACCCAAACGUAUUAAGGACGAAACCGAUGCCAGCCAUAAAGAGGAGAAGGCCCAGAAAAGGAGUGCUGUUUCAUCGGCAAAAGAUAAGACGAAGUCUCCUAAAAAGUCUAAGAGCGCCAAAGACAAUGCUGGAGAUGGGGAUCGUGAGCCAAUUGAGGAGAUUGACUCUGCAAAAGAAAGCCAGGAUGUGACCGAGAAGGACGAGGAGGCAAAGCUGUUCAAAGAUAAGCACCGCCGAAUCUUUUCGAAAUUCGAAAAAUCCCUCAAAGUCUCAGAGACGGCGAAGCUUGAAGGAGACGCCAAGCCCGAGAAACCGGAUGUUAUAACAGCAGAGCCGGUGAUUGCACAGGGCUUGGAGCCUCUUCCACAGCCAGAAGCUGCUCCGGAUAACUUGGAGAAACCAACUUAUUCCUCUGUCCCUCCUUGGCUGGCGGAACCGCUGCGAGUGUCGACGGAGCACCGGAAGAAAUUUUCUGACCUGGGAAUUGAGUCGAAACUAUUACAAAUUUUGAAAGAGCACGGAUACAAUGAAGCUUUCGCUGUUCAGUCGACUGUAAUACCGUUAUUGUUGAAAGGCUCUGAGAGACACCCUGGGGAUCUUUGCAUAUCUGCCGCUACAGGUUCGGGAAAGACGCUAUCCUAUGUACUGCCACUUGUCUCUGCCCUGGAGCCCAUUCCGGCUCCUAGGCUUAGGGGCCUUAUUGUGGUUCCCACCAGAGAACUAGUCAAGCAAGCCCGAGAGGUCUGUGAGCUCUGUGCUGCUGGUUCCAGACUGCAGAUUGGGUCUGCAGUUGGAAAUGUUGCAAUUAAGGAUGAGCAGCAGCUUUUGAUGCGGCUGGAUCAGGUCUAUAGUCCUAAAGCCUUUCAGAUGCGUCAAGAGGAUCAACCUAGUGGUGAUGAUUGGACGAAAUUUAACCUUCAAGAUUACAUCUCCGAGGCUGCAGAUCUCAAUGAGUCUCUGCCUGGCUAUAUUCCGAGGCCAGAGCCAAACGUUGAUAUCUUGAUUUGCACGCCCGGUCGACUAGUCGAUCACCUACGCUAUACGAAAGGAUUCACACUCCAACAUCUGCAAUGGCUGGUCAUUGACGAAGCCGAUCGCCUGCUCAACGAAAGUUUCCAAGAAUGGGUGGACGUUGUUAUGGAUUCGUUGGAUUCGCGGAAAUCCCCCGAAGCUUUUGGAUUCACUGGAAACCUGCUCUCCGACCUUCGACUUCCUCUGAAACCCCGAGAACCGAGAAAGGUGAUUCUUAGUGCUACCAUGACUAGAGAUGUCACAAAAUUGAACUCAUUGCGCCUUGCAAACCCCAAAUUAGUUCUCAUCGGAGAAGAGGCCCCGACGGUGGAAGAAGGAGAUGUCCCCUUACCGAUUACUUCAGAUGGACAGUUCUCCCUCCCUCUGACACUGAAGGAAUUCACCGUCUCUGUUGGGGAUGGAUCCAAGAAACCACUCUACCUGCUGCAGUUACUGCUGUCCCUUGUCAAAGUGGAACCCAAUAGCAAGGCCAAACGUGCUGUGUCAGAGUCAUCUUCCUCCGAGUCGGAAAGCACGAGCUCUAGCGGUUCAAGCUCGGACGAUUCGAGCUCUGUGGAUUCAGACUCGGAUUCAAGCUCAGAAACAGACUCAUCUUCUGAUGAUGAUAGCUCAUCAUCCGAAUCCUCAUCCGAUUCUGAUUCCGAAUCCUCCUCAGAUGAGUCUUCUGACGAAUCUUCUGACGAAUCAGAAUCCGAGAGUGAAAAGGUACCUGUUAAGUCUCAAGACAAGGCUGGUCCGGCACACACGUCGGUCUUGAUCUUUACCAAGUCCUCCGAAUCCGCGUCCCGAUUGUCGCGCCUUAUUUCUCUUCUACACCCUUCCCUGUCGAACAAAGUUGGAACUAUUAUCAAAUCCAGCACGUCGUCUGCCUCUCGCAAGACUCUCACAGCUUAUCGGCAAGGAAAGAUCUCUGUCAUUGUCGCUACUGACCGAGCCUCUCGUGGUCUUGACCUUCAAUCCCUUACCCACGUGGUCAACUACGACGUUCCCAACAGUGUCACCACCUAUGUUCACCGUGUCGGACGUACUGCACGUGCAGGUAAAGAAGGUUCGGCCUACACUCUUGUCGCACAUCGGGAAGGCAGAUGGUUCUCGCAAGAAAUUGGCAAAGGAUCCGAUGGAAAGAUAAAGAGAUUGAACAGCAUUGAGAGGUUGAAUCCGAAGCUGGAAAAUGCCUCCGGCCUCAAGUCAAGAUAUACAGCAGCGCUUGAUGUGCUUGAGACCGAGGUCAAGGCCAAUGGAAGGAAGGUCCCUACGAAGUCGAAACAAAAAUAG